This is a messenger RNA of Peniophora sp. CBMAI 1063, 1284 nucleotides long. Lineage: Eukaryota; Fungi; Basidiomycota; Agaricomycetes; Russulales; Peniophoraceae. The record is from the annotation of a GenBank genome assembly.
AUGUUUGUCCAUCGCCCCAGUCUACAUGGCACUGCUCGCCGCGCCCUUCACGUGCGAUCUACACCCAAGUUAGCGCCCGCGCCCGUUCUCUUCGGAACCCGCCGUCAUCUCGCCACUGCCCAGUCAGCCAACGAUUUCUCUAUCACCCAUCUGAACAAGACCUUCCCCUACCGUUGGCUGCGCGACUCCUGCCAAUGCACGAGCUGUGUGCAUCCGACCACACUCCAGAAGCUACAUCGCACUUCGGACAUCCCUCGUGAUAUUGCGCCCAAAUCGGAUGGCGUGCACACCGAUCAGGACCAACUGCGCAUCGAGUGGCCGGAUGGCCAUGUCUCUUCCUACUCAAACGACUUCCUGUCGCGCUACUCGUCUCCCUCUGAGCUUGCACAGUUUCAUCGGGAUGCGAAACGCGAAGCCUGGGACGUGUCUACCUUCGACGCGGCUCCGAACAAGAUCGUGUCAUGGAAGAAGAUGCAGAACGAACGCGGCUUACUUGACGCCGUCGACCACCUCGAACGAUACGGUCUUCUCAUCGUAACCGAUCUACCAAACGCGGACACGACCAACGAGGGCGCGGCCUCGAGGAAGCUGGCGGACACCUUCUCGCGGCUCAAGACGACUUUCUACGGCGAGACGUGGAACGUGAAGAACAUCAUCAACAGCCGUAACAUCGCAUACACAAACCUGUAUCUGGGCUUCCAUACAGAUCUUCAAUACUUUGAGGCACCUCCGCGCUUCCAGAUUCUGCACUGCAUACGCAAUCGUGUCAAGGGCGGCACAUCCCUCUUCACCGACGCACUAGCUGCGGCUGAGACGCUUCGACGCACGGACCCCGCCGCUUUCGCGCUCUUAGCGUCCGUACCCGUGCCCUUCCAUUAUGUCAACGACGGACAUCAUCUUCACCGCACACAUACUACCAUCGAGCUCGCCCGAGUUCCCGAUGCGCGUACAGGCCGUUUUGAGAUCGCGCAUGUGAACUACUCUCCACCAUUCCAGGCGCCGCUCCCGCCAGACACACCGCCAAUGUUCUUCGACGCGCUCGGACGGUUCGCUGCUCUUCUCGAGCGUGAUGAUGCAGUGUACCGGUACACGCUGCGCGAGACGGAUGCAGUCGUGUUUGACAACCGCCGUGUGCUUCAUGCUCGCACUGCGUUCACGGACGCGGAGGACGUUGAUGGGGGAGAGGGCGUAAAUCGCUGGCUGCAGGGAUGCUAUUUCGAUGCGGACUCUUUGAUGGAUCGUGGCAGAGUCUUGCGCGAGAAAGCUGCGAAUGGAGAUAUAUGA